GUAAAUUGGAAAGCACUAAGGAAGUACAAAUGAAAUUAGAGUGUUGAACAAGAAAGAAAACAAAGGAUGAUAUACCGCAGCGCCGCCGGAAACCCUGUUAAUUUAUCUAAUCUUCUUCUACGACUAUUCUAAUUUCUGACUUCAUUUUCUUCUACAUCUUUCCACGUACGCUUCUCUCUUUCCAUAUUUUCUCUAAAUUUUGCCUAAAUUUCCACAAUAAUCAAAAUUUGGUCUUCCCCCAACAAAAAAAACCCCAACUUUUUUCUAUUUACAAAAAUCUCCAUGGUUAUCUCUCUAAAAGCUUAGGAAAAUUCGAUAAUGGAGGAAGUGGACCCACCUCAGCAGCAACUCCUAAAACCCCACCAUACGUGUCAAGCUCACUUCUUUACUGCCCCCCAAAGCCCAACUCACCCUUCUGUUUUUUCAAUUUCGGAUUCUGAACCCGAUUCCUGUGACUUGGAUCCCAGCCCUAUUUUCCACCCCGAUGAAGAUCAGGUAAGCUUUGUUAAUGACAUGUUUCAGCAUAGUUCGUCUCAAUUUGGGUUAAUUUCUGGGUCUUCUAUUGGUGUGGGAUUAGGGUUAGGAUUAGGGUUUGGUUCUGGUGAUCAAAGCUAUAGACUUUCCAGUGAUGCUGAAAGGAGUGAUGAAAUUGAUUUAGAGUUAGGGUUAGGACAUCGUAAUUGUAAUGAUAAUUCAGUUCGAAUGAAUGAAGAAACGCGUCGUUUUGAGGGUUUGCGUGUUGUGAAUAUUGAUGAUUCUGAUUCUGAUUCCGAUUAUGAAGAUGGGAUAAAUUUUACGAAUCAUGAUAAUCGUCAAGGGCUUGGUGCAGUUAGUGAUUUUGAUCGUCCGCCCUAUUGCUGGGAUUAUUUAGGGUUUAACAAUGGGAAUCGAACUGAAAAUAUUGAAUUUGAUAGGAGAGAAACUGAUGUGGGGAGUGUUGUGAAUGAUAAUUUCGAUGAGUUUUUCAUUGACGAAGAUUAUAACGAUGAGGAUGAGGAUGUUGGAACACCAAUUCAGCUUGAUACAGAUGUGUCGAAUGUUUUCGAUACAUAUAGGAUGAGGUCAGAACAGCAAGAGAUUUCAAUUGAUUCUGAUACUGAUGUAAUGGGUGAAUUCGGUUCUGAAACAUAUCAUGAUUUCGAGUGGGAGUUAUUGUUCGCUGUUAAUAACUUUAAUCGACAGGUUAAUGAUUUAGAUUUCAAUGUGGAUAUGUACGAGGCGAUUCUAGGUGAAAUGGAGGAUCAUAUGAAUGAAUGGAGGGGAAGUCCUCCAGCUGCCGAGUCAGUUAUUGAGAACCUCUCGAGUAUUCAGGUGGCUGUUGAGAGUUUGGAGGAGGAUGAGGUUGUGUGUGCUAUUUGUAGGGAUGAGGUUUUAGGGAAGGAAGUGAUGAAGCAGCUUCCUUGCUUACAUUAUUACCAUGGCGACUGUAUUGUCCCGUGGUUGAAGAUAAGAAACACAUGUCCAGUUUGUCGGCAUGAACUGCCUACUGAUGAUGCUGAGUACGAAAAUCAGAAGAGGGCGAGGGAGCAGGACGAAUGGCUGAACCUCGUUAGUAAUGAGGAUUUAACUCAGGAUUCACAGUUAAGGUAUGAUUUCCAUGUGUUUCUUUGAAAACAAUAUGUAAUCUUAAGUGUCAAAUGGCUCCAUUGUUUGUUUGGAGCUCUAGUGUGUUAUAGUUAGGUGCUUGACAGAACAAUUUUAUCAAGGUCAUUCUGAUGCAAAUUCAGUAACUGUAUUUAAAUCAGAAAUUGAAACUGUACAGUAAUAUAUGUUGUAAAUUAUUGUGAAAGUGUAAUGAAAUAAUAUGGUGGUGGUCUUGGCAUUUGCGCCUCCCUUACUGCUUUUAUAAUUUGGUUAAGUUGUUGAAUGA
This is a messenger RNA of Amaranthus tricolor (Joseph's coat), 1870 nucleotides long. RefSeq names its product E3 ubiquitin-protein ligase CIP8-like. Gene Ontology annotation, molecular function: ubiquitin protein ligase activity. The transcript has a single exon. Gene Ontology annotation, biological process: protein ubiquitination. The record is from RefSeq and is a predicted model, not a curated record. NCBI's taxonomy places the organism in Eukaryota, Viridiplantae, Streptophyta, Magnoliopsida, Caryophyllales, Amaranthaceae. Gene Ontology annotation, cellular component: cytoplasm. The coding region runs from base 319 to 1611 and encodes 430 amino acids.